Messenger RNA from Haemonchus placei, 891 nucleotides. Lineage: Eukaryota; Metazoa; Nematoda; Chromadorea; Rhabditida; Trichostrongylidae. The record is from the annotation of a GenBank genome assembly.
AUGAAAAUUAAUCUUACCGAAGCUCUUAUUUUUUAUGAAUCCAACAUAGCCAUAUUUUCUAGGCAUCUAAUCAUGCUUUUCAGAUUUGCUGGAGUAGAUGUUAAAAACUACCGCUAUUACGACAAGAACACAUGUGGAUUUGAUGAAGCAGGAGCACUUGCUGAUAUUGCUGCAAUCCCUAAAGGAUCAAUCAUUCUGCUUCAUGCGUGUGCUCACAACCCUACCGGAGUUGAUCCUUCUAAAGAACAAUGGAAAAAGAUCUCUGAAAUCUGUAAAAAGAACGAGCUGUUCGUCUUUUUUGACAUGGCUUACCAAGGAUUUGCCUCAGGAGAUAUCGACGGUGAUGCUUACGCUGUACGUUAUUUUAUUGACCAAGGACAUAACAUCUGCCUCGCUCAAUCGUUUGCCAAAAAUAUGGGAAUGUACGGAGAGCGAAUAGGAGCUUUUUCUGUGGUGUGCCAGGAUGCUGAAGAGGCAGCCCGCGUUGCUUCACAACUGAAGAUUCUCAUUCGCCCUCUUUAUUCGAAUCCACCCAUUCACGGUGCUCGUAUUGUCAUGAAAAUCCUCAACGAUCCAGCUCUCUAUAAACAAUGGUUGGUAGAUGUAAAAGGCAUGGCCGAUCGUAUUAUUUCGAUGCGAAAGCAGUUGCGAGAUUUACUUGCCAAGGAAGGAUCUAAGCGUAAUUGGCAGCACAUAACUGAUCAAAUUGGAAUGUUCUGCUUCACUGGAAUUAACCCUCAACAGGUAACGUUUUCUCUUCAAAACGAAGUGGAAAAGCUGAUCAAAGAGCAUUCUGUCUAUCUAACAAAAGACGGGCGAAUUUCUGUGGCUGGAAUCUCUUCAAAUAAUGUUGGUUAUUUCGCUAGAGCUCUACAUGCUGUCACCAAAUAA